Molecule: messenger RNA, 1488 nt
Organism: Triticum dicoccoides
Lineage: Eukaryota; Viridiplantae; Streptophyta; Magnoliopsida; Poales; Poaceae
Product: COP1-interacting protein 7-like
Exons: 2
Coding region: 1-1488 (495 amino acids)
Source: RefSeq, a predicted model, not a curated record
AUGGGCAUGUUUGCUAGUGUAAUUGUCAUACGGAAUGUAAAUGUAACAUCAAGGAAGAAGCAUGGGUCAUCAGAGAGCGAGUCGCAAUCAGGCUCUGAUGUGGCAUCAGAGGAUAGUGAUGAUUCACACAGAAAAUCCAGCAAGAGGAAUCAUCAUAAGCGCUCAAGCUCGAAGAAAAAAGGGGAUAAGAAAACCACUGUUGAGUCUGAAGAUGAGUACACCAAGGAUGGAAUGUCUAAUGGGCAGCAAGAUGGAGAUCAAGGAAACUGGAAUGCGUUCCAGAAUUUCUUGCUCAGAGAUGAAGAGAAGACAAGAGAUCAUAAUGACGCGGAUAUGUUCGCCAGUGAAAGAGAGGCACCACCUAGGAGGAAAGAGACCACAAGAAGUAUUGAUGAUCCUAUUCUUUUAUCAGAGCGAGGUUCUGCCGAUGUCAAUGAGCGGCAUGCGAUGUCUUUCAGUUCAGCCAACGGGAGACUUAGGGCCAGGCAGAUGAUGUCUGGUGAUGAACUUAUGAUGUCUACGGAAGGCCGGAGCUUUGUGGAUGGAGACAUGAAGGAGAUAGAAGCUGGAGGUAGAGGAUACAGAAGAGGGGCAAAUGAUGACUUCAUGGUUUAUGGACAGGACAACUCAAUGGACAGGAGGAGCUCCUUGGACCCCCUUGCCGAGGCGCAUUACAAGAGACCCACUCCUCUAGAGGAAAAGAAGAAUGUGCACAGUAUGGGCGAUGAGUCCUUCAUGAUACCUGUUACCUCCAACUCACAGGAUAAUCUUGGAGCAGCCGGCCGUACUGCCAUUGACAUAGAUGCCGAGCUUGGCUCAAGUGUUCAGAAAACAUCAGAUGCUAAGGCUGGAGCUGAACUUUUCUAUGAGCCAGAUGAGUUGAUUCCAGAGCGUGGAUUUGAAGAUGUUUCAUUUGGAUAUGACCCAUCAAUGGACUAUGACAGCCACAUGCAGAUUCAGCAUGAUGUCAGCAUUGAAGAUGCAAAUGCAGAGGAUUUAUCCGUUUGUGUUGAGGCUGAAGAAAAGAUGCCGGGGAAAGAUAAGAAGCUUAGAGGUUCACAGGAGGGCGUGGAUAAAAGAAGGAAGGAUGCCUCAGCAAGGAGAUUGUCAGCGCACAAAGGACCACUAACUGAUGCACAGAAACGUGCGCAAAACCUACGGGCAUACAAAGCGAGCCUUCAAAAGGAAAAGAAGGAGCUGGAAGCGGAGCAGAUGAAACGUCUGGAAAGGCUUAAGCAAGAGAGGGAAAAGAGGAUUGCUGCCAGAAGCGGCGCAUCGAAUCCCCAGAAAACAGCAGCCAAAGCAAGCACAGUGAGCAAGUCAGCCUCAUCUUUAGCUGAGAUGAAAAAGGAGAGAAGUGGCAGCGGCACAACCGAAUCCUUGAUCGAGCGAUUGAAAAAGCUUGCUCAACCUAAAACCAAUGCUUCAACUUUGAACCCCAAGUCAGCGACCGCGGACCACCCACGGAGAAGAAGCUUGCCGCAAUAA